This is a messenger RNA of Zophobas morio, 411 nucleotides long. RefSeq names its product micronuclear linker histone polyprotein-like. The record is from RefSeq and is a predicted model, not a curated record. The transcript is spliced from 2 exons. Bases 1 to 411 code for a protein of 136 amino acids. NCBI's taxonomy places the organism in Eukaryota, Metazoa, Arthropoda, Insecta, Coleoptera, Tenebrionidae.
AUGGACAGAAACAUGAAAUUAAAUAACAUAAGGAAGAAAGGGCAAAAUAUAGAAUGGACAAAAGGACAUAAAGAUUCCAGAUCGGUAGGACUGAAGGACGAAAGGAUGAAAGCACGAAAUUACGAAAGAACGACGAAAGGACGAAAUGAUCAAAAGACCAACGGACGGAAGGUCGAAAGGACGAAAGGUGAAAAGGGCGGAAAGACAGAAGGACGAAAGCUCAAAAUGAUGAGGGGGCGGAAGGACGGAAGGACGAAAGGACGAAAGAACGAAAGAACGAAAAGACUAAAGGACGAAAGGACGGAAGAACGAAAGGACGAAAAGACGAUAACACGAAAGGACGAUUGGACAAAAAAACAAAAGGACCAAAGGACGAAAGAACGAAAGGACGAUAACGCGAAAGGACGAUAA